Molecule: messenger RNA, 862 nt
Organism: Aedes albopictus (Asian tiger mosquito)
Lineage: Eukaryota; Metazoa; Arthropoda; Insecta; Diptera; Culicidae
Gene: Ldaf1
Exons: 3
Coding region: 133-678 (181 amino acids)
Source: RefSeq, a predicted model, not a curated record
CUAGAGUAAAAACAAAAACAUUUGCAGAAGAAUCAGAAAAAGCUAGAAAAGCGGCCAUCGUCUACUCCGCUCGUUAGGAAUUUCAAUAUAAAAAUCUGAUCCAUUUUCAAUUACAAUUUUCAAGUCGCCAAAAUGGUACUACGCAACGGAAAUGAUCUGGACGCCAUUGACGACAUAUCGGAGGAUGAAGGAGGUGGACAUCAGCGAAGGCGCUCCAACUCCCCCGACGGCAAUGGCCUCCAGCAUGCGAUGAGGAUCGAACGGAAUCAACAGGAGCUGGAAGACAUGAUCCGGAACUUCGUGGACGGGUUCACGUUUUACUGGAACUUAUUCGUCGACAUGAUGAACGACCUGAUUCGUCGGUAUCGUGUGAGGGAGAUCGCCAUUGAAACUUACGAAGCGUUAAGAAAUCACCCUCUGCUGGCCCUGUCGAUUGCAGCAGCAAUUUGCUGCCUUUCGUUGCCGUUUGUAAUCUUCGUGUUCUUCACGCUGUGUACCGCCAUCAUGACCUUCACCGGAUUUGUGCUAAUCGAAGGAACACUGAUAACGAUGGCUUCGAUGCUGCUAGUCGGAGUACUGAUAGGGCUGGGAUGCCUUUUCGGUACAUUCGGGAUGGCGGUUCUGGUGGGCUAUCUGGGCGUCUCCAAAGUGUACGGCUGGAUUGGCCAACGACGGUAAUUGUGCUUCAAUGGGAUGUAUUUUAUUGUGUUUUUAGGAUUAGUUCAGUAAGUCAAGCCUCUGGCUCUCUACUUGGUUCAAGUGAUUAAGAUAAUGUGUUAAAGUAAGCAUGUAAAUUGAGCAUAAAAAGGGCAGUAUUAUAAUUAUGUAAUGUAGAUGUUUUAAAUAGAAUUUGUUUUUGAAA